Molecule: messenger RNA, 4171 nt
Organism: Tarenaya hassleriana
Lineage: Eukaryota; Viridiplantae; Streptophyta; Magnoliopsida; Brassicales; Cleomaceae
Product: formin-like protein 14
Exons: 19
Coding region: 307-3951 (1214 amino acids)
Source: RefSeq, a predicted model, not a curated record
GAAAACCCCUUUUGAAUUUUCAAAUUAAAGAAAAAAAUCGAUCAGGUGUUUGAUUUUCCCCUUAACUUUGAAUAUUUGAAAACCAAAACGUUCCGAUUCUUGUCCAGUUCGUGUAUCGGAUCUGUAGCUCGUAGCUCGAACAGGGAAUAUAUAUAUAUCCCCAAGCAAUCGCCGCCGCCGCCGCCGUUGCCGUCAGUGUCACCGCCGGUCGGAGCAAAAUUUCCGGCGUAGUACCCGGAAUGGUAUUCCGAACUCAUCUGGUUGUAGCUCAUUGAUCGAAGCACAUUUAUCUGAGGAUUUGCCUACAUGUCUCUCUUGAGUAGAUUCUUCUACAAGAGGCCACCGGAUGGCUUGCUUGAGUUUGCUGAUAGAGUUUAUGUGUUUGAUUCAUGUUUUUGCACCGAGGUCUUACCGGAUGGAUUAUACCAAAUAUACUUGCAUGAGAUAAUCAAUGAUUUACAUGAAGAAUUUCCGGAGUCCUCCUUCCUAGCGUUCAAUUUCCGGGAGGGGGAGAAAAGAAGCCUGUUAGCGGAAAUCCUCUGUGAAUAUGAUGUCACUGUUCUGGAAUAUCCACGGCAGUAUGAGGGUUGCCCUUUGCUCCCGUUAUCACUGAUCCAGCAUUUUCUUCGGGUUUGUGAGAGUUGGCUUGCUCGUGGGAAUCGCCAGGAUGUGAUUCUUCUUCAUUGUGAGAGAGGAGGGUGGCCUCUUUUGGCUUUUGUUCUGGCUAGCUUACUGGUUUUCAGAAAAGCUCACAGCGGUGAACGUAGAACGCUUGAAAUUGUUCAUCGAGAAGCUCCUAAGGGUCUUUUGCAGCUGCUCUCACCUUUGAAUCCGUUCCCUUCUCAACUUCGUUAUCUUCAAUAUGUAGCAAGAAGAAACAUAUCUCCUGAGUGGCCUCCUCCUGAAAGAGCUCUUUCUUUGGACUGCGUGAUUCUCCGAGCUGUCCCAAGCUUUGAUCCGCAACAAGGGUGCAGGCCAGUUAUCCGUAUUUUCGGAAGGAAUUCUCAAAGUACAUCUGGCCUUUCUACCGAGCUGCUGUAUUCCAUGUCCAAGAAGAAAAAAGCCCUUAGGCAUUACCGGCAAGCUGAAUGUGACGUGAUCAAAAUUGACCUCCAGUGUUGGGUUCAAGGUGAUGUUGUGCUGGAGUGUGUCCAUUUGGAUUUAGAUCCCGAGCGAGAGGUUAUGAUGUUUCGUGUGAUGUUCAGUACUGCGUUUAUCAGGUCCAACAUAUUAGUGCUAAACUCAGAUAAUUUGGAUAUUCUUUGGGAGGCAAAGGACUGUUAUCCAAAAGGAUUUCGAGCAGAGGUUUUAUUUGGAGAUGCUGAGAAUGUCUCACCUCAGAAAGCUCCAACUCCUAUUGUAAAUGGCGAUGAGACUGGUGGAUUGCCCAUGGAAGCCUUUUCUCGGGUUCAAGAGCUUUUCAGUGGUGUGGAUUGGGCUGAUAGCAAUGAUGAUACUGCCUUGUGGUUGCUGAAACAACUUUCUGUCAUAAGUGAUGCAAAAGAAUUUACAAGAUUUCGACACAAGGGGAGUUUCUAUCUGAAUUCUCCUGCUGAUUCUGAAGAGGAAACCAAUACAUCUAGUGCUGCUGAUAGUUCAGAUGAAGGAUAUGAUGUCGUUCAGCGACCUACUAUUCCAAUAUCUUUUGAAACUGAUGAGCCAAAUGAUAUAAACUUUCCUCCUGAAUCACCUGAAGAAACUCAUGGAUUCACUCUUCAUCAGCAGCGAGAGACAUUGGAUUCUUCAACUCCAGUGCCCUCCAUUGCUCACAUCGCAGCUCCACCUCCACCUCCGCCUCCGCCUCCGCCUCCAGUUUCAAAUUCCAUUACGAGAGGAGAGCCAUUAGAUUCUGCUUCAUCACCAAUGUCCCCACCACCGCCGCCUCCACCUCCUCCUCCAUCUUAUAACUCUUCCAGUACUCCAACAACAGUUCCUCCUCCUCCACCCCCGCCUCCGCCUCUGUUUGCCACUGAUAAAGUUAUUGCCACAUUACCAUCUUCUACGAAUGGGGCUCCUCCACCAAGACCACCGCCACCCCCUCCUCUACCCAGUUUUGGCAAUAGAGAUUCUGUGACGACAUCACAUUUAUCUAUGAACAGAAUUCCACCACCGCCACCACCUCCUCCACCUUCUGCCUCCAGCAAUAGAGCUCCACCACCGCCCCCCGGAGGAAACAAACUUCAGGCCCAACCACCUCCUCCGCCACCUCCUCCCCCACUUCUGGGCCGUCCAUCUCCAUCCGUUGGAGGGGCACCACCUCCUCCGCCACCUCCUCCACCACUUCUGGGUCGGCCAUCUCCAUCUGCUGGAGUUGCGCCGCCGCCGCCACCACCACCCCCACCAUCUGCAUCUCAUUCUGGUCAAGCACGUGUUAGCCCUCCUUCAGCACCUCCACCCCCACCUCCACCUCCAAGGGCUAAUAUUUCGAGUGCACCAAAGCCACCACCACCACCUCCUCCUCUGCUUGCUUCUGGACCCAAAAGGCCUGGUGCACCUCCUCCACCCCCACCACCAGUAUCCAAGGCCCCUUCUCCUCCUCCUCCACCGGGGUCGGGUCGUGGUACAGUGAGUGGUCCUCCACCACCACCUGGAGGGAAAGGUUCAAGUGCACCUCCACCCCCACCUCUUGCAGGAAGGGGUAGAGCUUCUGCGGGACUUGGAAGAGGUCGUGGUGCGAGUGCUCCAGCUACUGCACCUAAGAAAACUAUGCUGAAGCCUUUGCAUUGGGUCAAAGUUACUCGAGCUGCACAAGGUAGUCUCUGGGAUGAUACUCAGAAGCAAGAAGAUCAAUCACGGGCCCCUGAAAUAGACAUAUCGGAGCUUGAGAGUCUUUUUUCUGCAGCUUCUGUAGAUACUGCUUCUAACAAAACUGCAGGUCGCCGAAGUUCUAGUAUCAGCAAACCUGAGAAAGUUCAACUGGUGGACCUGCGGAGAGCAUAUAACUGUGAGAUAAUGCUUACAAAAAUAAAGAUCCCUCUACCAGAUAUGAUUAGCGCAGUUCUAGUUUUGGAUUCUUCAGCUCUAGAUAUCGACCAGGUUGAAAAUCUCAUCAAAUUUUGCCCAACAAAGGAAGAAAUGGAAGUGCUGAGGAAUUAUACUGGUAACAAGGAAAUGCUUGGGAAGUGUGAACAGUUCUUCAUGGAACUAAUGAAGGUUCCACGUGUAGAAGCCAAGUUACGAGUAUUUGGCUUUAAGAUUACCUUUGCUGCACAGGUGGAAGAUUUAAAAAGCAACCUCAAUACUAUCAAUGCUGCUACUAAAGAGGUCAAAGAGUCUGCAAAGUUGCGUCAGAUUAUGCAAACAAUUUUAACACUGGGGAACGCUCUGAAUCAGGGAACCGCAAGAGGUUCUGCUGUUGGGUUCAAACUGGAUAGUCUACUUAAAUUAUCUGAUACUCGUGCAAGAAACAACAAGAUGACCUUGAUGCAUUAUUUGUGCAAGCUUCUCGCUGAAAAAAUGCCCAACCUGCUGGAUUUUGCAAAGGACCUUGUUCAUUUGGAAUCUGCCUCAAAGAUUCAAUUGAAGACAUUGGCUGAAGAAAUGCAAGCGGUGAGUAAAGGCCUUGAAAAGGUUGAUCAAGAACUCAUGGCUUCAGAAAAUGAUGGUGCAAUUUCUGUCGGCUUUAGGAAGGUAUUGAAGAACUUUCUUGAUACUGCUGAAGCUGAAGUGAGGUCGCUUAUCUCCUUGUAUACGGAAGUGGGAAGAAAUGCGGAUUCAUUGUCCCGGUAUUUUGGGGAGGAUCCAGCUCGUUGCCCUUUCGAGCAAGUGACACAGAUUCUGGCUGUUUUCAUGAAAACCUUUAACAAAUCUCGAGAAGAGAACGAAAGACAAGCAGAGGCCGAGAAGAAGAAGCUCGAGAAGGAAGCCAUGAAAGAGAAAACAGCCGCAAAGAAAGAGGCUGUCGACAGUGAAAUCAAGGGUAAGAUCCAUAUCCAGAGACCUAAGCCAUGAGAGAAAACCUCUAAAGAGCUCAAGGGCUUUAGGGUUUCGGAUCGUUUCUUGGGACUGAAGCUACUUAAAUGUAUAGGUUUACACAUAAUGAAUACUGAAGAGAUCUUUCCAUAGAUUUGUCAGAAAGCUUAAUCCUUUUAGGGUUCUUGGAGAUGUAAGAGAAUAUGAAUGAUCUCUUUGUAUCAUGCUGCUUUAUCAGUUGUCCUCAUAGUUUUGUCUU